Plasmopara halstedii is the source of this 1551-nucleotide messenger RNA. RefSeq names its product nek protein kinase. The record is from RefSeq and is a predicted model, not a curated record. The transcript is spliced from 10 exons. Lineage: Eukaryota; Oomycota; Peronosporomycetes; Peronosporales; Peronosporaceae. Gene Ontology annotation, molecular function: ATP binding; protein kinase activity. Gene Ontology annotation, biological process: protein phosphorylation. Bases 1 to 1551 code for a protein of 516 amino acids.
AUGGAUGCAUACGAGCAAGUCCGCAUCAUCGGCAAAGGCUCAUUUGGCGUCGUCACGCAAAUUGUACGCAAAAGUGAUCGCAAGAUGCUGGUGUGGAAGGAAGUUAAUUAUGGCGCCAUGAGUGAAAAGGAAAAGCAGCUCAUCGUCAGCGAGGUGAACAUACUUCGAGAAUUGAGACACCCGCAUAUUGUUCGCUACUUGGACCGUGUCAUCGAUAAACAGGCCACUAGAAUUUACAUUGUCAUGGAGUACUGCGAAGGCGGUGACCUUGGCCAAUUCAUAAAGAGAAAGAAGCGGGAGGGGUCCUACAUCGAAGAGGGCUUCAUUUGGCACAUUUUUACGCACAUAUUUCUCGCACUUAAGGAAUGUCACCGCCACCGUGAAGGUAAUGUCAUCCGUCCUAUACUACAUCGUGACAUCAAGCCUGGCAACAUUUUCUUAGACUCCAACAACAACGCCAAGCUUGGUGACUUUGGUCUCGCCAAGGAGCUAAGCAGCGAAUCGCGAUUCGCUCAGACGAAUGUCGGUACCCCCUACUACAUGAGCCCCGAGAUGGUAAAUGAAAUGACUUACGACGACCGCUCUGACAUUUGGGCCCUUGGCUGUUUGCUUUACGAGAUGGCUACACUCGGCCCACCUUUUGAUGCAACAAAUCAACUCGCUUUGGCUAAAAAAAUCAAUGCAGGCAAAUUUAAUCGAAUUCCCUCUCAGUACUCCGAGGGCCUCUUCCAGGUCAUUCGAUGGAUGCUCCAUCGACAGCGCUCUCGACGACCAAGAAUUGAAGAUUUGGAGCGUGUUCCACAAUUGCAACAGCGAUUACGUGCGUAUACUGCGGCUAAUGUCCCGCAAUCUGGCGGCGACCAAAAUUUACAGACUUCUUACAAUCAAAAGAUGAAGGAGCUGCUAGGAAUCGAGGAAGAUUUGCGUCGACAGGAGGCUGCAUUGAUGGCUCGCGAAAAAAAGCUGAAAGAGCUGGAAGUGGACUAUAUGCGUCGUGAGGGCGAGCUGAAGAAGCGGGAGCAAAUGGUGGAGAUGAUGACGCGAAAGCUGUCUUACAAUGCGGGAAAAGUAGGAUCUCCAACAACUUCGGAUGACUCGAUUUCCAGUGCAGACAAUAACGCUGGCCAAGCAGGAUCACAGAGUCCGAAAGGACGUGGAAACAAUAAUGGUGGAAGCCCCUCUGAUCGUGGUAGCCGUCCGCCGGCUGCUGGUGAUUUCCAGUCGCAGUCUUCAGGUGAUCUGGAUGCCAAAGUUGCGGCAGAAGAAGUUCAGCAGCCAAGGUCUCUGCGGGGCUAUCCUGCUAAUUUGAUGAAGGGAAUGGUACAGACUUAUCGAACAAGCGGCUCUCGAGUCUUUAUACCACUAAACACGCACCUUCAAGCGCCACCAGUAUUUGUACAAGAUAAUCAACGAAAGACAAGAAAAAUUAAGGGCGCUGAACUGAGUGUCACGAUCGUCUGUCCAGAGCGAAAGCCGAUGGAAACUUUUGAUUUCGGUGGUCCUCCACUCUGCGAAAGGAAGGAGCCACUUCGGAGGAAAAUCAAAGAAUAG